GGAGGGUUCAUGUGGUUGUCGGUGUUGACGCCGGUCGAAGUGACGUGUUGUUAAGGUCUAUUUGCACGAUUGUGUGGAACCCAUGCUUUCACUUGAUAUGGAAUUUGUGUUACGACUGUUUCAUAGAGGGACAAAGCCGAAGGCACACCGGAGCGCAAUGUCAGUGUUAUGCAACUGAACUGAAUACGCGGGAAUACAUCGAGGUUCAACCAGAUAUUUCACUUAGGUCUUAUAAUUCUGCUUAAGUCUAGGCUAGUUUGGAUAUAUGUACAUACUGUACAUAGCGGACAGUGGCGUGACAGAGCAUACGGGCGUCCCAGGCGGCGAACGCGAUGAGUUCCGGUGGUCGCAGCUCGACCAGGAGCGCGGGCCGCUCCAAGGCGGAGCGCGGCCCGGGCAGGGAGGCCAGGCCGGCCGCCGACCCGGCCGCGCCGCACGACAAGCUCAAGCCACACACCAACGCCAAACCGAGAGAAGAUAAAAUGUUCGAAGACAAAAUCAGCCAAGUGAUACAGCUCACAGGCAAAACAAAAGAUGAGGCAGAAAUCGCCUUGUUCGACUGUGAUUACGACCCUACGAGAGCUAUCAACAUGCUCCUGGAAGGUGACGAUCAGGGCGAGUGGGUGGAAAAGACGAAGAAAAAGAAGCUGCCAAAGCCGGCGCCGGCCGACCAGAAGGCGCCAGAGGAGAGCGCAGGCCCCAAGGAGGAGGAGCGGGACCGGGACAGGGAUCGGGACCGGUCCCGCAGCCGGGGCGGUCAGCCCCCGCGACUGCGGCGGGGCGCCGCUCAGGACAGGAGCUGGAAGGCGCGAGAGAGCCGGGAGAACGAGAAGAACGCGGCGGACGGCGGCGACGGCGAGGGGCGGCCACGCUGGGCGGGCCGCGGCGGCGGCGCACGCGGCGGCCGUGGCGGCCGGCGCGGUGCGCUGGGCUCGCGCAGCUUCCAGACGCGCCGCGGCGACGACUUCGCCGCCAUCGACACCUGGACGAACCCGGGCGACGAGCGGGGCGGCCGCGGCCGCAGCCGGACGCAGCCCGGCGGCGGCUGGGACCAGGGCUUCCCGGCCGCCGACGACUGGGACAACGAGGAGUGGGGCGGCUCGCUCACCGACACCAAGGUGUUCACGCCCAGCGCGCCCGUGCAGCCGGCGGCGCCCGCGGCCGGCGACACGCCGGUGUCUAGCACGCCUGCGCCGCCGCCCGCCUCCACACUCGGCCCCAGCCUCGACCUAAGGGCACUGCUCGGCAAGGCGCCCGCCGCCGGCGAGGCCGGCGGCGACGCGCCGACGUACUCGCAGUUCGCGGCGACGCCGGCAUCGGCGCCGGCGGCCAGCGCGGUGGCGUCGAACGCGCCCGGGGUGUACAGCUAUAGUAGCGCGACGGCGCGGCCGGCGGCGCAGCAGGCCGCGCCGGCUGCCUCGUACCCGUCCGGCUACACCAACCCACCAGGUCUGAGCUACUCGUCGGGGUACACGUCUGACAGUUUCGCGAGCCAACUCAAGUCGUCGCUGGCGCCGUCGGAGCCGGUGUCCACGGCCACCAGCAUGUCGCAGUCGUUGCCGCAGAGGAGCAAAGUACAAAAGCCGCGGAUGCAGCCGCCGUCCAAGAUUCCGGAGUCGGCCGUGGAGAUGCCCGGCGAUCCCGUCUCGUCGCUGGGCGUCAAGUUCGGCGGCCUCGACUUCGGCACCUCCGACAGCAAGCCGUUUCAGACGCCGGACGGCGACGCGGACGCCUUCUCCUCGGGCGUGGCGUCGUCCGGCCCGGAGCAGCAGCUGGGCUCGCUGCCGUCCGCCGGCCAGCCGGUCAAGAGCGCGCGGGACUCGGCAGCCGCCUCGUACUCGGCCGGCGCGGCGACCGGCGACGACGCGGCGCCGUCCACGGGCACGAGCUCGGCCGGCUCGUACCCGAGCGGCAGCUAUGCUGGCGCGGGCGCCGCCGCCUACAGCGCUGCCUACAACAACGGCUCGUACGCGGCCGGCGCCGGCGGCACGCUGACCGGUAACUCGCUUCAGGAGAAGCUCACCAACGCGCUGUCCAGUGGCGGCAAGGCCAGCCAGUACGAGUCGUCGAACGCGGCCAGCUCGCUGGCGUCCAGCGUGUCGACGGCCGCCUCCUCGCUGCCGGUGGGCCUGGCCGGCGGUGUCGGCUCAGCCUCGGCGCCUGGUCGCUCCCACACCGCCACCACGCGGUCGGGCAGCAUGCCAAGUGUGCCGCCCGGCGUGCCGAUGCAGUACUUCGUCGGCCAGACGGGCGUGCCCACCUUCUACCCGGGCAUGCAGCAGAUCUACGGCUACGAGGAGAUGCAGGCGCUACAGCAGAGGCUGCCGCACCUGCAGCAGCAGGCGGCUAACAACCAGGGGCGCGGAGACGCGGCCUCGGCGCUGGGCGCCUCGGCGGCGUUUUCCAUGGCGGACGCCAAGUACAGCAGGCAGGAGGCCUCGUCGCCCGUGCAAUCGUCGCUCAACCAGCAGGUAAAGUCGCAGCAGCAGCAGCAGUUCUUCAACGCGGCGGCCAUCCCGCCCAACUACACGUACUUCCCGUUCGUGCCCCAGUACAGCAUCUACACACCGAUGCCACCGGCCACGAACGCGGCGCACCAGGCGUCCAGCACGAGCCAGUACCCCAAGAUGGCGUACAACGCGACCUCGUUCGGCGGCUCGUACGACUCGCUGGCGUCGGCGCCGGGCGGCGACUACAAGUCGGCGGGCUUCGUCGGCUCGGCCGGCCACAAGCUGGGCGGCUCGGGCUCGGUGGGCGCCGCGGCCGACCUCAGCGCCGUCUACAGCAAGAUGCAGCUGGGCAACAAGUACGACAACAAGGGGUUCCACGCGGCCACGCCACCGCCCUUCAAUCUGGCCGGCCAGGCGCAGACGACGCCGCUGGCGGCGCCCGGCGGCUACGCGCCGCACAUGUUCAUCCAGACGAUGCCGCCGCAGCACCAAAUGGUGCACCCGGGCCACCAGGACUCGAGCGUGGGCGGGCCGCAGCGCGCCGCCCAGCCCAGCAAGGCGGCCGCCAAGAACAGCUACGGCGGCGGCUACUGGCCGGGCAAUUAGACGGGCGCCGGCGGCCGUCGCAGGGGCGGCGACCCUCUCACGGGCAGGAGGCUGCCCUGCUGCCCGAGCCCCGGCGUCUGGCGCCGUCUCUGGCGGGCGCAGCCGGCCCGCCCCCUCGCUGUACCUACAUUGGUGAAAUGUACCGUUAUUUUUCGCUCUCGUGUGAUUUGAAACGCAAAAACGGCUUAUUGACCUUUGAUGUUUGAUGUUAAAUAUGUAGUAGGGUGUCGACACCGGUUUUGUAUAUAGGUGCUUCGCAGGACGGCACGACGGGCACAAAUUGUCUGACAGAUAAUCAUGUGUUUUUGGUACAAAGGUAUUACGGCCGAACGACAGCCAGUUUACUUGGUUCCAGUCCGAGCCCUGUACCAUGGUUUUAACCUCAGCCUGUCCGGAGACGCGGUCCUAUACCUUCAGACCUGUGAUACGGACAACCGCGACAGACGCCUGUGUCCUGGGGAGGGGUAUGCGCCACGCGCUCCGUACACAUUGGGCAUUCGAGGAGCGGCCGAGUUUGCGCUGGUUGUAUAUACUGCGCGGUUCGCGCCAGCGCGCCGUUUGAAAAUUAGGUGUCGCGAUAACUUACUACUUUCGUGUUUUGUAAAGCUUUCUUGGAGGUACUUCGCCGUCAAUACAAAACAAAGACGU
Molecule: messenger RNA, 3704 nt
Organism: Pollicipes pollicipes
Lineage: Eukaryota; Metazoa; Arthropoda; Thecostraca; Pollicipedomorpha; Pollicipedidae
Product: ubiquitin-associated protein 2-like
Exons: 14
Coding region: 333-3056 (907 amino acids)
Cellular component (GO): nucleus; cytoplasm
Molecular function (GO): protein binding
Source: RefSeq, a predicted model, not a curated record